AAUCGCAAUCGAAAAAGUUCGAUUUUUUUUCGUACCGUGAUUGAAAGUGCUAUAGUUUUGCCACGCAGGAAAAAUUGAUAAAUCGAGUUGAAAACGAGAUUUUUGAAACUAAAAUUUGAAAAUUCGUCCGUUGAUUGUUUGCUUGAUAGCUUGAUUGAUUGAAGCAUAAAACUCAAACCCUAACAGUCAAGCGGAGAUUCGUUCUAAGCUCAGUGUCAGUGUGCUCUUAUUGUGUCACAGUGUUACGGUUGUCAACCCCGGGGCUGGUGUUUUCGGUCGCAUUCUGCGUCCGAAGAAGUGUUCGCAAGUGUUAAACCAGUCAAUUCAGGUUCAGAACCCGACUGCUUUCCGGUUCUGAUCCACAAACUCGCUAUCAAUAGUGAAACGAUUACUUGUUGUUAACUAACGAAGAAGUGUGAUUAAAGUGGCUGCCGGUGAAGGUGUUAUGGUCUUCUAGCCUAGGUUGGUAUUUGGGAAUCACAGGCAACCAGAGCGCUAGGGGACAGAUAAGGUGUGGGCCACUUUGAAGCCGGACCAUGGACGACAGCAAUUCGGUCGACGUAAACGUCGACGCCGGCGAUAACAAGGCGAAGACGAAGAUCGAAAUCGACAUCGAGAGUCAUGUCCUCGGGACUACCGUUAGAUUAUCGGACGGUACGGACGGUCGCGUCUUCAGUCGCAAUGGGCGCAACAAGGAGAAUCAGCUCAUCUACUCGUGCCAUCUCUGCGGAGUGGCCGUGUUGCCAGGUGAACGGGUCCUGCAGACCCAUAUCGCCGGACGGAAGCAUCAAAGCCGGUUGAAUAUGCCCGUCAUCGAUGCGGACCAAUUCCGCAGUUCAUCUACACCGAAAACCACAAAAAUCCAAAUGCACAUUGCACCCGGAGAACCGGUGCCACCCGGAAUGGAGAACGAGGUGAAGCCCGUUGCUGAGCUGCAAGCCACCAUCGAUAAGUUCAAGCAAGGACCCAUGGUUGGCUUGGAGUACAUCAUGGAGCUAACAACACCCGGUAAAAAAGAGCCCAGCUAUCAUUGCGUGCUCUGUGACAAGAAAGGUGACCCUAGAACGGUCGUAGUUCAUAUUACGAGUCACAUUCAUCGGAUGAAAUUCUUGGAGAAACAUUACCCGACGGUCGUGAACGAGCUGGCUCCGUACCGCAGCCAACGGGGCAACAGCAAGGAGAUCAUCAACCGAGUCGUCCAAACCGUUUGCGAAGCGAUCGAAGACCACCACGGACGGCUAACGCCGACCGUACACGAGUGCGGUGAUUAUGCGCGCAACAAGAUGAAAUACCUGCAGGAGGUCAUCUUUGAGAAGCACUUCGACGAGCGCACCGGGCCCAAAUUCGUCGAGGUAAUCGACAAGAAAAUGCUUCAGGAUCAGCUGGCAUCGGCCGGUGUUACGGUAUCGGGGGCCGCAGAAGCGAAGCGCGAUCCGUCGCCACCGGUGGUUCAGGCGCCUCAGAAAAAAGUACGACCCGCUCGUGCCGAUCGGAAGAGUUUGGAUUCGAUUUCCAGUAGCGAUUCGGUGCAGAGCAUUUCCUCAGAAGAAUCUCCGAGGCCUGCCGUACAGCCCGCUUCAACCACCACCGGCCGGUAUGGAGACUCAGCUCUGCCGCAUCGAGCCCGUCCUCCGGUUCAGCCAAUGGCUGCGCGGGAAUUCAAUCGCGCUCGAAGAAGUCCGCUACCAUUUCGUCGCGCUUCCCCACCGUUCCGCCGCAGUCCGGUUCGAGGCCGCUACGAUCGCCGUAGUCGCAGCCCACCGCCCCGACGUCGAUCCCGCAGUCCUCCGCCACGGCGUCGUUCGCGUAGCCCAGUUAGGCACCGCAGCCCGGUGCGGUCCACCCGUUCACCGCUGCGGCUCAACAAUGAUCGCCGUUCGGAAUCGCCGGAAUCGAAGAUCCGUAAAAAAUUCCCCACGCCGAAGCAGCUUUCGCUGCAAGCUUCGGAAAUCGCCCACGAGCGGUACAAGUGGGAAAAGUAUCGCUGUUCGCUGGAGAUUGCCAUUACGUUGAUCGACAAAUCUUUUAAGGAACAUGAGAAAAAUCCCGAAAAACACCCGCUCUAUCCGGAGGAAUGGAAAAUGUUCUGGAAUCGACGGUACAAGGAGCUGCAGACGGAAAAGAAAGAUCCGUCGAAGCAUGAUUUCAAACCGGAAUGGAUCAUAUUUUGGACCAAACGAAUGAAGGAGCUGCGGGAUGAGGAGAUUGAACUGAAAAAAGCCGAAAUUAGAAAGAAGCUCGAUCUGCCGGAUGAGGCAGCUGAGAAAACUGCCGAACUGAAGGAUAAGUACGCGUUGAAGGUCAACAAGAAAAAACGUCCCCUGGCGGUUGAACCCAUUGAAUCGAGCGAUGACGAUAGAGGCAGCGUGAAAUCGAGGGAAUCGUUGAAAGCACGAAGUGGUCAGACGAAAAAAUCAUCUAAGAGUCCAUUAAGUGACGACGACUUCGAAGAACGAUCUCGUCACAGCAGUAGCAGAGCCUACAGUCGAGAGCGAGAACGGGACCGUGACCGUGAGCGAGAACGUGAACGUGAACGAGAUCGCGAACGAGAACGAGAUCGCGAACGAGAACGUGAACGCGAGCGCGAUCGACAGCGUGAUUGGGAAAAGGAACGAAGCCAUCAUCGAUCGUUACCGAUGCACAUUGAAACCGAUCAGGAUUACGAUGAAUGGGCCAAGAAUUACUAUGGUCCAAACAAAAAAAUGUUUGUUCGGAAAGAGUUCGAUCACGACAACAGUGGGCCGCUCAAUUUUGUCGCUGUUUGCCGUCUGUUGACCGCUUUGGAGGAAUAUCUUGGGCCUAGUUUGGGGCCAAAAAUUUUGGAUUUGCUUGCCAAGGCGCUCGCAUUGGAAAAGGUUAAGGCCAAUUCUGCGGAUGAGCUUUUGCUGAACGAAGAUAAUUGCAUGUUUCUGGAGACGGUGAAGGAGAAACUGAAGGGUCAUUUAAUGGGAGAUUUGGUGGAGAGAACGAAAGUCACAGCGGUGAAAAAAGCCAUCAAAAACAUUGCUAGUUUGAUUCAUGAAGCUUCUAAAAAGGAGAGGCCGGCACCGAUUCCGGAACGGUCAGUCUCUCCGCCUGUGUCGUCAGCUGCCCCAGUAACCACGGCUGGCGGUGUAGAUAAGGCUGCUAUUGCUCAAAAACUGGCUGCCGCUUUAGUUGCCCAGGGAAAAACUGACUUCACUGGUGAGGAACUGGAACAACUCAUCAAUGUGUACGUCGCAAUGGCGGAGGCUUCAAAGGAAAAAGAAAAACCAGUCACAACCAGCAGCUUUUUAACGGAAAUUGGGCCGACUAAAUCUGCUGCUGAGAGAAAACCGGAAAGCACUUCUCAGCGGGAAGAGUCCACGUACUUGUCGAAAGACACGACCGAGAGCUCCGAAGGAAACGCACUCGAAGGUCUGACCGAUUCCGAUCUACAAACAUUGCUGCAAAACUUCAAAGAUCUUUCCAAUGAAGAACAAUUACAUUUGAUUUCGCACCUUAAAAAGCUCGAACGUACUGAUCCGGUGAGGGUCGAAAAACUGCGAAGAUAUGUCAACCUGGAUGAUAAGCCCUCGACAAGCAGCCGCCAACUGCGGGAUCAAUAUUUGGACGACGACGACGACCGCCAGUUCGACGACGACGAACCAAACUACGACGAUGGACAAAAUUUCGACGAUGACGUGUUAGGUUUUAGCGAUUCCAAAUCGCUCAAGGCAGGAUCUCAAACUAAACCGAGCAGUUCUGGUGGUUUCGGAGAAAGCAGUUCCGAUCCGUACAGCCAGAAGAAGUUCAUCGAUUCGGACGAAGAGGAUGAUUACUCCUACGAUGAUGUGGUCCGAGCUGCUUCGAAGAAUGUGAAUGUUUCAGCACCUAAAACCAGUUCUAGCAAUCUUGAUGCACCGACUCGUCGGACCGAUCUGGCUGUGGAACAUUUCGACGCAUCAUCAAACUUCUCUCGAACCAGCAACGAACGCAGUUCUCAGCUAGAUACUCAACACAUUAUCGCUAACCUGAUGGGAUCUCUGCCCAAGCCUGGUUCGGUUCAGAGUUCCUCCAAUUACUCGAAUCCGAUUUCCACAAUCGGCCAAAGUAUGGAUUCGCGACAGAAUCUCAACUUCUACGACAACAAUUCACAGCACUCCAACUCCAGCUUCGGUAAUUCGUUCUCCAAUCCCGCUCAAGUGGCACCGAACGGAAGCAACUCAUUUUCCGCACAAAACAAAAACCAAUACGGAUCGAUGGCGCAAACGGCGAAUGCAAAUCCCGCAAACAACAUGCUCUACUAUUACCAGCAGCAAAUGCGAGCGCAAGAAAUGCAGCGAAUGCACCCUCACCAGCAGCAGCAGCAGCAACAACAGCAACAGGCAAUGCAUGCCCAGCAGCAGGCACAGAUGGGUUUUAGCGGUCAGUUUGGUGGUCAGUCCCAGCAGCAAGGUGGCUAUAUGUGGCCACAGAAUACCGGUUCGAACCAAGGGGGACCGGGCGGGUCCUAUCAUUACGAUAAUAGUAGUUAUUACUAAAAGUAGAAGUGUAAGUUUUUAAAUUGAACAAGAAAAACUUACCGGUUACAAUUUUUAAGUGAACAAGAGCACGCGUCUUGCAAAAAAGAAGAUUCCACAACACAAAACUAUAUCUGUAUGAAUAUA
Molecule: messenger RNA, 4628 nt
Organism: Sabethes cyaneus
Lineage: Eukaryota; Metazoa; Arthropoda; Insecta; Diptera; Culicidae
Exons: 6
Coding region: 537-4502 (1321 amino acids)
Cellular component (GO): precatalytic spliceosome
Molecular function (GO): double-stranded RNA binding; single-stranded RNA binding
Source: RefSeq, a predicted model, not a curated record